Molecule: messenger RNA, 1191 nt
Organism: Aspergillus affinis
Lineage: Eukaryota; Fungi; Ascomycota; Eurotiomycetes; Eurotiales; Aspergillaceae
Product: 1-aminocyclopropane-1-carboxylate deaminase/D-cysteine desulfhydrase
Exons: 1
Coding region: 1-1191 (396 amino acids)
Molecular function (GO): D-cysteine desulfhydrase activity
Source: RefSeq, a predicted model, not a curated record
AUGUCUUUUACCCUCCCCGAAACCUUCGCCAAAAUCCCCCGCCAUCCACUCCUAUACUCCCACCCAUCCCCCAUCCACCCGCUCCCAACCCUAACCACCACCCUCCCCCGCACCCACCAGGCCCCUGGCACGCGGAUCUCCCUCUUCGCCAAACGCGAAGACCAAGGUUCCCCACUGGCCUGCUCAGGCAACAAAUACCGCAAGCUUGAAUACCUCGUGCCUCACAUCCGACAAUGUGCCCAUCAGCCUAACGGCUCUGACAUCUCCAAGAAACCCACCACGCUCGUCACCGAAGGCGCCGUCCAAAGCAAUCAUACCGUGCAGGUCGCUGCGCUAGCGAACCACCUGGGUCUGGAUGCUGUGGUGAUUCUGCAUAAGAGUACAGGCGGCGGGCUGGCUUCGACAACGGACCCCGCGGCGUUCUUGCGUACGGGUAAUGUGCAGAUUGAUCGACUGCUUGGGGCGGAGGUGCGUCUGCUCGAGUCAGAUAAUGUUGCGGAUGAUGGGACCGAUCCGGUGGCGCCGGUGAUUGAGGGGCUGUGUGCAAGCGGGAAAGUGCCGUAUUGGAUUCCGUCCGGGGCGAGUUUGCAUCCGCUCGGUGGGUUGGGGUAUGCGCGGUGUGCGUUUGAGAUUGCGGCGCAGGAGAAGGAGCAUCUGGGGGUUGAGGAGCGGUUCGAUUAUGUCUUUGUGGCGUGUGGGAGUGGGAGUACGGUGGCUGGGUUGGUUGCUGGGUUUAAAUUGGCGGAGAAGUUGGAGGAGGCACAGCGCACAGGCGAAAAGAGGAGGUCACCGCGGAGAGUCAUUGGCAUUUUGAACUCGCCGACGAAACCGCGCGAGUAUCAUGAGGAAAGGGUGUUGCGGUUUGCGCGGCGUGCGGCGGUUCAGAUUGGGUUGGACGAGGCAGAUAUCACCCCGGACGAUAUCCGGUUGGAUGAUCGGUUUGCUGGGACCGGGUAUGGUGUGUUAGAUCCCAAGAGUAAGGAGACGUUGGCGUGGAUGGCACAGCGUGAGGGCGUGCUUCUGGAUCCCGUCUAUACAGCCAAGGUGGCAACGGGCAUGGCACAUUGGGUGCAACAGGGAGACUUGGUCAGGGACUGGGCGAGCCAUCAUAAGGAUCACCCUCAAAUCAAUGCCCUUUUCAUUCAUACGGGUGGCCAGUCGGCCCUGGGGGCUUACGUGGACAUUGAAUGA